Gastrolobium bilobum is the source of this 1257-nucleotide messenger RNA. RefSeq lists its product as uncharacterized. The coding region runs from base 27 to 1223 and encodes 398 amino acids. Gene Ontology annotation, molecular function: iron ion binding; L-ascorbic acid binding; oxidoreductase activity, acting on paired donors, with incorporation or reduction of molecular oxygen. The transcript is spliced from 8 exons. The record is from RefSeq and is a predicted model, not a curated record. Gene Ontology annotation, biological process: collagen metabolic process. NCBI's taxonomy places the organism in Eukaryota, Viridiplantae, Streptophyta, Magnoliopsida, Fabales, Fabaceae.
UGAAACACAAGACAAAGUAAGUUGUCAUGUCAGAGGUUGAAUUUGAAGCCCAACUCCAACACCCACGCUUCAUCAUCCCCAACUUGCUCUCCCUUGAUGAAUGCAAGGAGCUUGAAUUCAUCCACAAGAGUAGCAGCACCGUUGGUUACAGACCCAAUGUCUUCUCAACUACUCUCUCCCAUCUUAUUGCUACUAACUCUUCCCACUUCAUCCUUCCUUUUGUACCCAUCAGAGAAAGGUUGAAAGACAAGCUAGAGGAGUUUUUCAAGUGUGAGUAUGAGCUCUUUAUUGAAUUCACCGGUUUAAUCAGCUGGAGCAGAGGAGCAAGCAUUGGAUGGCAUAGUGAUGAUAACAGGCCCUACCUCAAACAACGACACUUUUCAGCAGUAUGCUACUUAAAUAGUUAUGGGAAGGAUUUCAAUGGUGGACUCUUUCACUUCCAAGAUGGUGAACCAGCAUCAAUUAUGCCCAUGGCCGGAGAUGUUGUGAUGUACACAGCUGACCAACGCAACAUUCAUUCUGUUGAUGAGAUAACUGACGGAGAAAGACUAACGCUUGCUUUAUGGUUCACUCGUGAUGGUUCCCAUGAUGAGGAUAGGAAGCUUGUUUCUCUUCUUUCACAACACCUUUUACAUAAGAACAUGGCUGGUUCAUACCUACCUUUACCUGCAUCCAGCAAUAUGUAUUGGCUUUCUCAAAACCAAGCUUCCAAUCAUCAGCUCGGUUUUAAUAUCUGUUGGGCUAGACUGCAUGUUCUUGGAUAUGACAUAUAUAUUUCUCAAGACUGUUGCUGUGAGUCUGAUGUCUCUGAAUUACUGGCAAAGCCACUUUGCUUAGUGAGGGGAAAUGAGUUGCUGGAUCAGGAAUUUGUCAAUAUUUUGCAUGCACUUCAGGUUGUCCAUUUCUAUUGUUGGAAAGGAUCUGCCUUACAGACCAACGAGUUGAAUAUAGACACUAAGGUAGUAAGACUGUCAGAUGUGCAAACAGAGAAAAUCAGUGCUGUAAAUUCUGUACUUUCAAAUGCUGAUGAUGCUUUUGCAUCGAGUGUUUUCCGUGGUAUGCCUUCUGAAGAAAAUGAAAGCAUUUGCUUUAACUGGACAGGAAUUGUGGCUGCAGUUGCUUCUUGGGAAGAUUACGUAUCAAAGCUAAGGAAACAAAUUCAUUUACUGUUGCCUUACUGGAGAAUGCAUGAAUCUAUAUAUAGUGUGCAAUUGGGUAAGUAGUAUCCAUGUUCAACAAUUCCAAGAAAAGGUAACC